Messenger RNA from Colletotrichum truncatum, 288 nucleotides. Its product is annotated as small secreted protein. The record is from RefSeq and is a predicted model, not a curated record. Lineage: Eukaryota; Fungi; Ascomycota; Sordariomycetes; Glomerellales; Glomerellaceae.
AUGCCUGUUCCUUUCGAGACGCUGAUUCCUUACGGAAUCAUGGUUGCCAUGUUCGGCAUCACUGGUACCGGUUUGCAUGUCAUCAAAAGCAUCCAAAACGGUGGAAAGAAGCCUCGCUGGGGUUUGGAUCAGUGGGAUAGACAAAGUAUGCCGCUUAUGAUAUGGUCCAUGGUGAUGGACCGCGAUCGACGACUUACGGGCGAUCUUCGAGGACAAAUUGACAAUGCGGAAGCUCCGCCAGGUUUCGAGCUGAACAACCCUUGGAGAUUAGAAAAACGUAUCUCUUAA